Messenger RNA from Syzygium oleosum, 3462 nucleotides. RefSeq lists its product as uncharacterized. The transcript is spliced from 5 exons. The record is from RefSeq and is a predicted model, not a curated record. NCBI's taxonomy places the organism in Eukaryota, Viridiplantae, Streptophyta, Magnoliopsida, Myrtales, Myrtaceae. Bases 471 to 3008 code for a protein of 845 amino acids.
CAUUUUUUUUGUGUGGUUGAUAUUAUAAACUGUGCUGUGGUCAUGCAAAUUGGAGCUGAUCUUGUGGCAAAUUUUUCCUUCUUUUACAAUAAAUGGAGCUGGUGUGCUUGGGCUGUUGCUCUGAAACAAGCGUACGACAAGAAUCAAAUUGCACCCAAUUGACCUCAAACAAUAGUGAUCUGAGCGAAUCUUAUUUCAGAUUGCUAAUUUAAUAAUGUGCCAUUAAACAAAGAUCACCAAAUCUGUACUCCUCUCUCUUUCUUACCUUGAGAAAUCUCGUGUGUGGGUUCACCUCUUGUGAAGUCAAUGCACCGGCUCUGUGUUCUUCUUCCUCUGCUUCUUCUUCUUCUAUCAUCAUCUUCUGCCUUUGGAAUGGAUCUGAGGCUCUCUGUACUCUUGUGCCGAUGCUGAAGGAGUGAGAGUUUGGUUGGUCAGCCUCUGAGAAAGGGCAUUCAAAGAAGUUUAAGAAUAUGCCUCGAGACAGUCGGAGAUCAAUUGGGUAUAGGUCCUUUGUCACAUGCGAUGAUACGAAGGGAGUUGUAGAAUGUGGGACAAUCAGAAGAUCCAAGACCAGUUCUCAGAAGAUGGAGCAGAGUAUCGAAAGACGAACCAUAAUAAAACACUCGAAUAAGUCCUCGGCACACAAGACAGAGAGGGAAGAACUGGUCAUGAGACAGACUGCUGAAGAAUCUGGAGGACGAACCUCCUAUCAGCUGUUAGAGGUGUCCAAGGGAGCUCAGAAGCUGAAUAAGAUGAUAGAAACAUGGUCAAAGGGGCUAAACUUUGAUGGGCAGUACAAAGAUAACAUUGCCAACGACUUGUUGAAAGGAGCUCUUGAUCUGCAGGAGUCUCUGGCAAUGUUUGGGAAGUUGCAAGCGGCUACGAAAUAUGUGGCUCGGUUGAAGCAAAAACAGGAGAAGUCCAAGGGUGUAAGAGGAGAUGAGAUGGGGUUUGGGAAAACGAAGUCUGAUCCAUUUGAAGAUCGAAAUCGAUUCCCGGGAUUUCAGAAACCACAGCUCUUGGGUGAUGGAUCUUCAGAAAGGCAUAUUGAAGAGCUCAGGAAAGUGAUAAGAGAGAGCUUUGCUAGGCAAAAUCUGCUGCCGAGACCUAUGUAUGGAGGGGAGGAUUAUUUUCAUCGACAAAACACUGAUUCGGUUUCUAGUAUGCCCUCUUCUAGCUCGAGCCAUUCUUUGACAGUUCACAAUGACAAUCUUGAUUUUGUUAAUUCCUCAUUUCCAUAUGUGACGUCACGGGAAAAGGCGAAAGUCCCAGGUGUCGUUGCCAAGCUCAUGGGUUUGGAAGAGUACCCUGUCAAAUUAGCCCAGAGCCCUCCAUGGGAAAGGUUGGAUCCCCAGAAGUCUUCUCUUCUGGAGAGGCCUGUUUUCGAUGUAGUUAUUCCGAAGAUGAAGAAGCCUGAGAAUGAAUUUCAAAAAGAUACGGCGCAGAGGACACUCAGAGAAAUAGUUGAUACCAUGCAACUUAAAGGGCUUUUGAGAAGUAAUUCUUCUAGAAAAAUGAAAUCUCUUUCGCAGCUUUUCGAUGAAUGUGAUUCUGAGGAGCAGCCUGUAAUUGAUGUUCCUCCUAUCGUGCUCAUAAAGCCUUUCAGCUUACCGCACUCAGAAGCAAAGGAGCACCUUUCGCAGAGAGACGGAGUCUUGAACCGACAAUUAAUACUCAAGACAAUGAAAUUGAAAGAGGAAUAUGCCUCAAAAUCAAUGGAUCCUAAAGGAGGGGCUGGGAAUUGUGAAAAGACAAAAACUGUGGAAGAAGAGGAAGACACUUCAGUCACUAGGCCUACCCAGCAAGGAGGAGAAAAGAAAUUCAAGGAGGACGAUAAUAAAUCAACCAAGGAAAAAAUAUUAGGAAAAAGUUCAAAGAAGACGAAACUACCUGCCCCUGCAAGCAAGCAACCACUUAAAAAAGAGGCAAUUGGCAGGAGACCCAGUGAAAAUGAAAAGGUAAUGAAGAAGGAGGUUUCAAAGUCUAGAGAAGCUCAGGAUACUACUACCAAGGUCACCAGUGCAAAGCUUGUGAAUCCUGUAACUGAAGUAAACAGAAAGAAGAAUAAAUCUCCUCAACAUGGUACUAACUUGAAGAACAAAUCAAAACCUGUUACGCACGUUUUGCCCUGCAACCAGGACGAUCUAAAAAGUGUUCAGACUCGGAGGGCAAAGGAAAAGCCAGCGAGGGAGAAGAAAGUGCUCAGAACAUCCAAGAUAAAUGACAGAGAAUGUAAAGACCACGGAGGGAAGACUGAUCUUAGCACCGAAACCCAAUUUGUUCAGAUUGAAGCUAUCUCUACUCAUGUGGAUCAACAAACUAUCCCGGAGAACGCAAAUGGCUCGGAUUUAGAGACCGGAGAGGAUUUCAGCAAUGGCCGGAAUAUUGAUACGCUUCCAACCCUCCAACAUGAAAGAGACACUGGUUUAGCUACAAAAGCCUGUGAUCACAUCCCGCAAAGUGAAAAUGAGGAGAGCUACAAAAGAAGAUGUUACGUAAAAGCUAUCCUAUUGAACGACCCAUCAUUUCUUGCUCAUGCAGAGGAGCUCUUUGAAUUCGCGCAAUGCCCAACGGUCGUUGAGGACUUUGUAAAGUCCUAUUCUGGAUCAGCUAAUGAGAGACUCUAUUUGGAUUUCGCGAAAGAACUCAUUGACCGCAAAAGCCUUCAGGCUUGCCAAAAGUCUUAUUUCCUCUUAAUAACCCUUCAAGGGACCUCCAGGAUUUGCAUCUCUAUGGACAAGCUGUUGGAAGAGAUUUGUGAUGGAAUCGACUAUCUGAGCGACUGUUGUGAGUUUGCCUCUGCUAAUCUUUCCGUGGAUGGCCUCUACGCAGUGUUGAACAGAGAUAUAUGGAGCAUAGGCAAGGCAAACGGAACAUGGGAAUCGGGAUGGAGGAGCGGAUACUCCUUGCAUGAUGCCGAACAGGUUGUUAACGACAUCGAAAAGGUUCUUUUCAAUUGGUUGAUCGAGGAAGCGGUCGCAGAACUCGGCAAUUUCCAUUGUGAGUGAAAAUUUGAUAGGACGGUCUCAGUCCUUUCUUUUAGAAUAUUUUCUCUGGUGAAGCUUCCCAAGAGCGUGAUCUUCAAUUCUACAAUGAUGCUGAAAUCGAGUAAGUUUGGUCUCUUGAAACCAAAAAACAAAGGGAGGACGAGGAUAUAUAGAUAUGCGCUGAGAGGAUUCAGAGUCCUCCGCCUUUGGUCUUUUGCAGAGCAUUCGAAUGUAGCAUUGCUUGUAAAUGGAUAUAUCCUUGUAUGCAUAUGUUACCGUAAAAAUGGAGGGAAAAAGAAACAAGAGAGUCUGAGAAGAGUCAUGGAUACGUGAAGCUAACCAUUUAGGAUUUAGCCCACCAUGGGAUGGCAAAAACAGGUGAGGUUUCUUCUAUUUGGGUUUCUGGUCCAGGUGAGUUUUAUAUGGAUGCUAUCUGAUACCUCAAAGAAAUUCUAUCAGGUCAAAGUUUGCUCAA